Messenger RNA from Peromyscus maniculatus bairdii (prairie deer mouse), 3083 nucleotides. It is a transcript of the gene Arsk, whose product is annotated as arylsulfatase family member K. Gene Ontology annotation, molecular function: glucuronate-2-sulfatase activity; arylsulfatase activity. The record is from RefSeq and is a predicted model, not a curated record. NCBI's taxonomy places the organism in Eukaryota, Metazoa, Chordata, Mammalia, Rodentia, Cricetidae.
UGCUACCCACAUGACUUCAGUGUAUGGAACCCCAAGUCCUAGUUCAGGGUCCCACUGCUGCUCAUUACUGGGCGGCAGUCCAGAGACGGGCCCAGUGGCCGCGUCUGGACAACACUGCCCGCGAUGCUGCUGCUGUGGGUGUCGGUGGUCGCAGCGUCGGCGCUGGCGGCGCCGGCUCCCGGAACACGAGAGCAGAAGCUGCAAGUGGCCCAGGCACCCAACGUAGUGCUUGUUGCCAGUGACUCCUUCGAUGGAAGACUAACAUUUCAACCAGGAAGUCAGGUGGUAAAACUUCCCUUUAUCAACUUCAUGAAAGCGCAUGGCACCACCUUCCUGAAUGCCUACACUAACGCUCCCAUCUGCUGUCCAUCUCGUGCAGCAAUGUGGAGUGGCCUCUUCACUCACUUAACAGAAUCUUGGAAUAAUUUUAAGGGUCUCGAUCCAAAUUACACAACAUGGAUGGAUGUCAUGGAGAAGCAUGGCUAUCAGACUCAAAAAUUUGGAAAACUGGACUAUACUUCAGGACAUCAUUCCGUUAGCAAUCGCGUGGAAGCCUGGACAAGGGAUGUUGCAUUCUUGCUCAGACAAGAAGGCAGGCCUGUGGUUAAUCUUAUCCCUGAUAAGAAUAGAAGGAGAGUGAUGGAAAGAGACUGGCAGAAUACAGACAGAGCGAUCGACUGGCUAAGACAGGAAGCCAUCAACUACUCCAGACCAUUUGUCCUUUACUUGGGAUUGAAUUUACCACACCCCUACCCUUCCCCUUCUUCAGGAGAAAACUUUGGCUCCUCUACAUUUCACACAUCUCUUUAUUGGCUUGCAAAGGUAGCCUAUGAUGCCAUCAAAAUCCCAAAGUGGUCAGCUUUGUCAGAAAUGCACCCUGUGGACUAUUACUCUUCCUAUACAAAAAACUGCACAGGGAACUUUACCGAAAUGGAAAUUAAGAACAUUAGAGCAUUUUAUUAUGCUAUGUGUGCUGAGACAGAUGCUAUGCUAGGUGAAAUUAUUUUGGCUCUUCGCAAGCUAGAUCUUCUUCAGAAAACAAUUGUUAUAUAUACUUCAGACCAUGGAGAGAUGGCCAUGGAACACCGCCAGUUUUAUAAAAUGAGUAUGUAUGAAGCUAGUGCUCAUGUUCCACUGUUGAUGAUGGGACCAGGAAUUAAGGUCAACCUACAAGUGCCAAAUUUUGUUUCUCUUGUGGAUAUCUACCCUACAAUGCUGGAUAUUGCUGGGCUUGCUCUGCCUCAGACCCUCAGUGGGUACUCUUUGUUGGGGCUCUCAUCAGAGGCUUCUGCAAAUGAGCAGACAUUCAAAAUCCACCGUCCGCCUUGGAUUCUAAGUGAAUUCCAUGGAUGCAACGUGAACGCCUCCACCUACAUGCUACGGACCGGCCAGUGGAAGUACAUAGCCUACUCGGACGGUGCUUCCGUGCAGCCCCAACUCUUUGAUCUUUCCUCAGAUCCAGAUGAGCUAACAAAUAUUGCUACAGAAUUUCCAGAAAUUACUUAUUCUUUGGACCAGAAGCUUCGUUCUAUUAUAAACUACCCUAAAGUGUCUGCUUCUGUCCAUCAGUACAAUAGAGAGCAGUUUAUCAUGUGGAAACAGAGCAUAGGGCAAAAUUACUCAGCUGUUAUAGCCCACCUUAGGUGGCAUCAGGAUUGGCAGAAAGCACCAUGGAAGUACGAAAAGGCCAUCCACCAGUGGCUCACAGCCCACUCUUCUUCAGGAGCUGUGUCAAGAUACAUGUGAAUGUGUUGAUAAGUAUUAAACUGAAACAGCCUUAGUAAUCGCUAAUUUUACCUUCUUUUAAAAUAACGUAUUAUAUCUUAAGUGCCAAUGAUUACAGAACUACAUAUUUUCAAAACUGGUUACUACUAAGACCUUAUUGUUGCAGACCUCUGAUGGUUCAAUAGCAGAGGUAUUUAAAGGAGAGGAGCACGCAUUCUUGUUGUUUCUUUGGAUAAUAUAGAACAUAAAAUAUUUUAACAACUGUUGGUUAUUAUGAAUCAUGAUGUUUCAUAACUUACUUAUUUUUUAUGUAUUUUUUUAAUAUAUUUGAUGUGUUAGAACUGAUAAAUGGGACACAGACUCUGGACAUAACUGGUUUUAUUUCUUUUGUUUAAAAAAAAUGUGCAAAAGGUAAAGCUUCAAAAGGUAGACCAUGAAACCCCUUCCUUUCCCAGUCGCUCCCUCCAAAGGCAACUGCAGCCACCGCGUUUGUGUCCUUUUGUAGACAAGCUGUACAUUUGCACACCGAAGUGAACAUGUCUUUACACCGCAUGCGGGCGCACACACAAUUGGUAAUAUGCUAUUAUUAUAUAUUAUAAAUAUGCACUAUUUAUUUUUGCAUAUUGUGCUCUGGCUUACUUAUUUUUUAUUGGCAAUUAAAAUAGAUGCUGAGAAGUGAAAUUGCUGGGUCAAGAAUCUGUAGAAUUUGCAUAGAUUUUCCCAAGUUGUUUCUAAAGAAGUUCUAGUAAUUGGCAUUCUCAUCAGAAAUGCAUGCCUGCCAUCUCAGCCCAAUAAAUAACAAAUAUUUUACCUUUAUUUAUUGUGAGUACUGACAUUUUUUAUAGAUCCAAUAGCCAUCAGAAUUUGCAUCAGGAUGACUUUCCCUAUGUCUGUUAUUGGCCAUUUUCUUUAUUAGUUGUCAGCCUGCUUUUCCAUUGCAUGCAUGCUUUAGAUAUUAGCCUUUUAAAAAAUAAAAGGGAAAGAAGGGCUGGAGAGAUGGCUCAGGGGUUAGAGCACUUCCUACUCAACUAGAGGACUCAGAUUCAAUUACUGGUAUACACAUGGUGCCUCACAACGGUCUGUAACUCCAGUUCAGGGAAGCCAAUGGCCUUUUCUGGCCAUCAAGGGCACCAGGCACACAUGUAGUGCCCAGACAUAAAUGCAGGCAAAGCAUCCAUGCACAUAAAAUUAUAAAAAUAAUUAAAAACACAUUUUUUAAAAUACUGGAAAUAAUAUUUUCUUUGUAGUUUGUCUUUUGAUAUUGACCUGGAAUUUUUUUACAUGUAGAAAUUUGUACUUUCUUGUAACAUAUUUACAAAUCUUUGUACCAAAUAAAUAUUAUGAUUUUUAAAUUAAAA